UGAGGAGCAGAAUCACCUGUGAUUGUGCCCCCGUCCGGCAUGGACGACUACCCAAUGUUCGCCUUCAUCAUGGGCCUCUCCCUUUGGGGACCCUUGAUCCAUUUCCUCUUCCCAUUGUGGUUUUGGAGGACCAUUCGUUGUGAUGUGACUACCCAGUCUGGACUGCAGACCUGUCUGUAUAGUAAAGAAGAGGAGGAAAAGGCUGUUGGGAUUCUCCGGGAGCAGAAGGAGAGAAAGGAGAAGAAAGCGCUGGACAAACAGGCCAAGAAGCUGGCCUUGCUGGAAGAAGCAGCGACCAAGAAGAAAAAGAUGGAGGAAGAGAUAGAGGCGUGGAAGGAGCAGGAGGUGAAGUUGGCCAAACAAUUGGCCGAAGAAGAAGAAGAGGAGGAAGAAAGCGAAGAAGAGGGGACCCCGCUGCACAGAGGAAAAGAGAAGCAAGCAAUAAGGGGCCCACAAGGAAGGAGGAAAGAGGAGAAACGAGUGAGUGAUGGCAAAGGAUGCCUUGAGCGGGAUAGGGCCGAGAGGAACUGGGUAUCAAGAGGGAAAGAGGGACAAAGGGGCUAUGGAACCCUUAGCAUAAAGCCAGUCAUGGAAAUGACCUUUGUGUUUGAAAUCGGGAGUGUGAAUGAAGUGAAUCUUGGAAAAGAAGUUAUGGAACAAAGACAAUGGUGGACCUCAUGCAGCCUCAGAAACAGGGCUCAAGGGGUGCCUUGUCUGCCAUUCCUGAAGUCAAUGCUAUUGCAGCAGAUGUACAGGCAUGAGGCAUUCACUGUGUUAUUCAUAGCCAUAUCCAUGCCCCGAGCUUCGGGCUUGGCGUGGAGUGAUAUCUUUCUUGGAGAGGAUGGAGGAGACGAUGGUUUUGUCAGUGCGGAUGGUGAAGUAUUGCCCGUCGAGGUACGAGCGCCAGACUGUGAGGGCGUGAAUCACGGCGAGGAGUUCCUUCUCGUUGGAGGGGUAAUUCAUCUCCGCGGGAAGGAGCGUCUUGCUUGCGAAGGCGAUGGGGUAUUCGCCAGGUGGAGCCUCGGGGUGAGUGGGCGAGUCCUUGAUGGAGGGGGUCUCGACGGUGUCGCGGGGGAAAUGUUGGGACAGUACGGCUCCGAUGGCGAAGUCGGAGGCAUCAGUGGUGACAUAGAAAUGGCGAGUGGGGUCGAGGAUCUUGAGGACAGGGGCCGUGGUGAUGGUUUGCUUGAGCUCGUCCUUGCGGGUGAGUUCGUGGAGAGGGUAAGAGAUCUCGGAAAAGUUGCGAAUGAACGGGCGGUAAUAGUUGGCAAGGCCAAGGAAGGAACGGAGUUGGAGGAGGGUCUUGGGUGGGGGGUACUUGACGAGGGUUGUGAUCUUCGAGGGGUCCAUACGGAUGCCUUCAGCGGAGACAAUAUGACCGAAGUAUUCGACGCUCGAAGCGACAAACGUACAUUUGCUGAGCUUGGCGUAGAAUUUUUGCUCGCAGAGGAUCGAGAGAACUUGGCGGAGGUGCUGAAGGUGGGACUCGAAGAUGGGGCUGAAGACAAGGAUGUCGUCAAGGUAGACGACGACACUGACUUCGAGGAGGUUGCCGAAGAUGUGGUUCAUGGUGGAUUGGAAGGUAGCGGGGGCAUUGGUGAGUUCGAAUGGCAUCACGAGAAACUUGUAGUGCCCGAACCGAGAGCGGAAGGCGGUCUUGUGGGUGUCCUCCUCGCGGAUACGGAUCUGGUGGAAGCCACUGCGAAAUUCGAGGUGAUAGUGGAUGGAUUUGGAAGAAGGGUAGAGGAGCAUGAGGCAGUGGGAGGCGUUUGCGACGCCUGGGAGUCGUCCGGUGGAGGGGGCGUCGCCGGAGAGGGGGGAGGCAAACGAAUUGUCGAUGCCGGAUGGCCAUCGAUGGGACGGAGGACGUCACCGAUGGGUGGGCCGACACACGCGAUGUCGAUGUCGGGUCAGUGUCCUAGGGACUGUGUUCAUGAUGAGGAGGGGCCCGCGCUUGCCGAGGGCGGUGAUGCUGAGGUUGCGGGUCAAGUGGAGGCGUGCGGCGUUGGGGCAGUUGGUUUGUUGGUGCCCCAAUUGGCGACAACGGAAGCAACCCCCUUUUGCUUGGAGGUAGGUGCGCUCCUCGGGGAAAGUGAUGGAGGUGGUGUCUUCGGGGGUGAUGUGGUGGAAAAAGCGGGUGCGGGAGGUGCCGGGGGGGGGCUGGUGGUGGGGGUGGAGUCGUUGAUCGUGGUGAAGCAUGCGAGAGAGGAGGUCAGCAAGGGGCAUGUCGGGUUCGUGGGCGAGGGCGGUUGCAAGGUCUUUGUGGCAUACUCGUUUGAUGCGGGAGAUGAACGCACAGUCGGGAAUGACGGUGUGGGGGAGGUGGUGUCGGAGGGAGCGGACGUAUUGGACGAAGCGGUCCGUGGGACCGGUCUGGCGGAGGUGGCAGAAUUGUUCAAGGUAGUCGUCAAUGGUUUUCUAGGGGCGGAAGGUGGCAGUGAGGAGGKUGGCCCAUUGGAGGAAGGUGKGRCGUGGUCCUCCGGAGGCUCGRCGGUUGCUARCUUCAGCCAUCCACCAUUUGGCUGCAUUGCCGAGGAGGCGGGAGGUGGCAAUGRGGAGCCAGUGGGCAAGGGGCAUGUGGUGGAGSUGAAAAGAGUUCUGAAGCUGGGUGUGGUCGAUUUGGUUGUUGUCCUCAAGGAGGUAGUUGGGGGGGGGUUGUGGCAUUGCGGGGUAAACCCCGGAGGUGACUUGGGAAUAGGUGGGACGGAUGGUGGGGAUGGUGGAGGUGGUCAUGAUGGUGUGCUGGAUGCGCCGGAUGAGGGAGGAGGUGGAGGGAAUGGAACGAUGGUGGAGGUUGAAGGGUUGGUGGAUGUGGUGGUAGAGGUGGUAGGAGUGGAGGAGGUCGGCGGGGGGGUGUUGCUGGAGGUGGCUGUGGAGGAGGGAGUGGUUUGCGUUGUGGAGGAUGGAGUGGUUUGCGCUGUGGAGGAGGGAGUGGUUUGCGUUGUGGAGGAGGGAGUGGUUUGCGCGGUGGUGACGACCGUGAUAGAGGGGAUGGUCCCUUCGAUCGUGGUGAUGCGGUCGCAUAUGGACGACAUGUUGGCCUUUAUGUCGUCGAGAGAGGUGGUGACGGAGGUUCGGAGGGUGUUGAGUGCGUGGACGAUGGCGGAGAGGUCGGAGGUGGCGGUGUUUGCUGGUGGUGGUUCUCCUGCGAGGUUGCGGGCGAUGCUAUCGACUGAGUUGGUGCGGAUAGGAGGAGGGUUUACACUGCAGCAGGAGACAACUGUGCUUAUGCAUUCGACGUGGUUUAACAUUCUUCCCAUGGAUAAUGGCCGAGCUUUGGUGCCUUCGUUCCCGUUUGGGAGGAUCCUUAAUCCAGCGUAUAUAUCUGAUGGGAUUCCUCCUCCCGGGGCGGGCGGCAGUGCCAGAUCGCCUUCCACCCUGUUUGACGAUGACUCAAGUUUCCCACCGUCUCAGCAGGACUUGCUGCAGCUGUUGGGAGGCCUACGAAUCGAAAACAAAGCGCUGAAGAAACAGAUCCGUAGGCAACAAUCCAUCCAUGAGGCUGGCAUGAACGCGCUGAGGGCAUUGUUGACUGUCAGGGAGAACAUUGCGGUUAACCAUGUAAACCCCGCAGAUGGCCAUGUCCGCGUUCCGUUCGACGAGAAUGUCAAUGUGCACCGCUUAGAUGAGGAGUUCAUUGGGAUUCAGCGCGCAGCGGCUGCUAUUGCUGAGCACGAAAAAGAUAUCCUUCGCUCUGAGAUUUCGUGGUUAGAGAGGAGGAUAGAUGUUCACAGUCAGGUUGAUGCUGCCCAGUGGAGAUGCAGGGCGUUAGUUGCAGAGCAUGAGGUCAAAAGCUUCGUUGGGAAUACUGAUCUGACAGGUGACCUCGCUACCAUUGUGGCACCUGUGUUUUAUAUCGCCUCCGCAGAUGUGCUUCAUGAGAUGUCCCGCGAUAUGUACUCGGCUUUGGUUAUGAACCUUCAGUGGGUAGGGCGUGAGCUUCUUAGGCAUGUUCAGCAUGCGCAGAGCAGCGCUGCGCUGCGGUUUGCUGAGUCGCUCCCAACAAUGGAAGGACAUGUUCCUCAGCCUGUUGCUGGUCGCGCUUUCCAUGCAUGGACGUGUCGGGAUAUGAACUAUGAUGUCCAGUUCUACCCGCUAGAGAGCAAAACGCCGUCUGAUUUUGAGAUGCGGCAGGUUUCCGGCCAGGACUAUAGGGAUGCCGAUGGGCUUAGGUGGUCCCUUGACGAGCUCCCGCAUAUCCUGUAUAUCAAACAGCAGGAGAUUGAUUCGCCUCAGCGGGCGCUGGCUGAUCAGCAGCGACUGCACGAUGAGCAGUUGGGUUUUUUGCUGCAGAAAGUUAGAAUGUCCCACAAGGAGGUGGUUCAGGUCUUGAGUGGCAAGCAAUCCGCAAAGAAGGUGACUGCAGCGUCAAGGGGCCUUUCGCGCUUUGCCCCCAGGAAGAAGUCUUUUGUGGUGAGUGUUGCUGCUUGCGGGCCUCGAGGUGACGAGGAUCUAGACAGGAACAUGGCUUUGUUCAAGCAGCGAGAGAUAGACCACCUCCGGAAUAAAAUAAUCCAUCUCAGUGUACACUCAGACUUUGUUGCUUGGGAUAGCAUGACACGGUGGAAGCAGAAAGUUGUGCGGCUCGACGUCCAGAUUAGAAGACUGUUGUUCAUCUCCGGUAUGAGGGGUGAUCUUGCACGCAUUGUGUACCCACUGUUCGUAUUGCCGAACAAUGACGUGCUACAAGGCUUCGACAGUUCUGAUUUACAGUCAACUAUUCAUCAGUUGCAGUGGGUUGGUGAGACGUUACUUUAUUGCUUGGUCCAGGCUGAGGUGCAAGCGGCGCUGAAGUUCGUUGUCACUGAGCCUCAGGCUUUGUCUACAAUUGAGGUGCUCCACGGUCUGUUGAUGGCUGCGAGGCGAGAGUUUGCAGAAUUCAUUACUGCCACUUCCGUCCAGCAAACUGUUGCCGCUACGUAUGACAUAACUAUGCAGCAGGCUUCUGAUCUUCAGAGGUUGAGGUUCACGCAUGGUAGGUUGCUGCUGGCUGCUGCGGACGAGGAUGCGAGACACCCUGUCAAUGCCAUUGUACAUGAGAUGUUACUGUUGCAGAAGGCCCAUAAAAAAAUGCAGAUCGAGUAUGCAGCUUUGCAAGUUCGCCUUGCCUCCCAGACAACCAGCUCCUGUCCUUUUUGCGGCUACACGCUCUUUCAACCUGGUGCAGGUGCGUCUUCCUCCGUAGUUGGGUCGAGUGUCCCCCCGGAACCAUUCAAGAACGUCAAUGAUGCGCCGCGGGAGGAUGAUAUGGUCAUCACUCAGCUGCAGAUUGCAGAGGUUGACACGUUCCAUCAUCAUCUGCUCGACGGUGCAUCCCUUCUAAGGGAGCUAGAUGACGAACGUCACUUUCAUUUUGAUGACUUCGGCUCCCAGCUCAUGCUCAUUGACAGACAGGAGGAUAUCGACAUUCUGGUUCCCAUGGUCCACAUCGGUCCCGGGGAUAACGAUUACGAUUUCCAUGUCGUACUUGGGUUGAAUUUGCAGGAUAACCAGGUCCUGUACAUUUACUCUCGAGCAUUGCCUGAGCCCAUUCGUGGACAGCUCGGAGAGUCAAAGUCUGGUAAGUACAAUUACCGGCGAUUCCGCGAUCUCGCUCUGCAAAGAGAGCAGAUGACCACGCAAGUCAAAGACCACCUUGACAGAGUACUUUGUUCUGUCUCACUGGACGAUUCCUUUGACGAGCUCGACAAUGAACUGAUGGCACUUCAGAGUUCGUGGGCGAAGAAAGCAAAGUCUAAGGGUGAGUUGAUGAUCGCGGAUUUUGAGAUUGCACACACGCGAGUAGAUGCCCUGUUAGAUCCGGGAUCGACGCGGUCUUAUAUCUCAGAGAAGGCAAUUCGUAAGUUGCAUCUGGGAAUGAAGGUAAAGGAUUUACCUAGACCUAUCACGUCUUACUGGCUGACAAGAGCACAAUCACUGUCUCUCAAUACGUCGAUCGUGUUAAGUGCUAUUUUAGGACAAAGGAAGAUCUCUGCAGCGGCGCAAGCACCUGUUCAAUUGCCUGUUCAGAUGGCGCUGCCGCCGCAGCCUCCUGCCGUACAACCGAAUCCGCAGGGCUUCCACGGUGGGCAUGGUGGAAACUCGGCAUCAAGUGGAGGAGACAAAGGCCCUGCCGCUAAUAAUUUCCCAGGACCGGGAAAUCGUGCAUACUUCACUAAGGAAUACAUGGAGAUCUUGGAGAGCAUCAAGUCCAGUAAAGCUAUAAACGAAGCAAAAAAGAAGCUCGGAGUAGCGAGGAAUGGUGCUGCAAAGCAGAGCGGUACCCAGAUCGUCGAACCUCAUGAUGAAGGAAGCAGAGACGAUGCACGCUCAUCGGAAAGAAGUGAAGAUAUGAAAGCUUGGGUUACCACUACGCUGGGCGACUCGCUGAAGCUCAUCAAUUCAAAAUUGGAGGCAGUCGACAAGAAGUCGAAAUUGGACGUGGCGGAGCGGGAUGAGUUGGAACGCCUGCGAAGGGAAGCGCAAGGAGGCAAGGACAACAAGGAACUCUCAAGUAAUGAGAAGCGGAAAAGAAGCGUCGUCUGCACUCCAGUGGAAAAUUCUCCAUCCACUGCAUGCGCCAGGCCGAGGUCCAAGGGCAGCUUAAAGACCAAGCUGAAGUGCAUCAAGUUGUAUGAUGAUGAAGGUCCUUCUGACGAUGCAAAGAAGUACGUAGAGACCUGUCAGGUCUGUCAGCGGGACAAGCCGCGGACUCGAGCUCCGCUUGGGUUACUCAAGCCUCUACCCAUUCCUGCUGGCCUAGGGCAGAGUAUCUCCAUGGACUUCAUGGAUACUCUCGUGACCAGCAAGAAUGGCAAGAGGCACAUCUUCGUCAUAGUGGAUAGGUUCAAUAAGUAUGCUAGACUAAUCGCCAUGCCAGGGACUGCUAGGACUGAGCACGUCAUCAAGUUGUUCAUGGCCAAUUGGCAGACUGUCGAACACAUCAAGAAAUCUCAGGAAGCCAUGAUUGCUUCUGAGAACAAGCGUCGCAGACAGUCCACAUUUCAGGUAGGGAACGUGUCUGGGUCAAGGCUAUUUGGUAAGUGCCAUGUCAGCAGCAGUGCCAUGUCAGCAAUGCUAUGUCAGCAGUGCCAUGUCAGCAACAGUGCCACGUCAGCACUGCCACGACAGCAGCAGUACCAACGUCCGCAGCGCCCCACCACCAUGACGGGUUCAUCAUUGGGCAUGACAGGCCACCUGGCGGGCGAGUCCAUUGACGAGUACCAUCAGCGGUUUCUAGCUCAGCUCGCACUGGUCGAGGCUGAGGUACAGCGCCAGGGGGCAGCCGAGGCUGCCCGCCUACAGGCUGAAGCAGAGGCAGCAGCUGAAAAGCAGCGGCUGCAGGCCAAAGCAGAAGCAGAUGCCCAGGCCCUCCGCAGGGAGGCCCAAGAGCUGCUGCAGCGGCACGAAGCCACCAGCAUCGAUAAGCUCAAGUUCUGGCAUUUUGAACCAUCCGCCGGCCACGACAACGCAACACCGGAAGAGCAGCACAAGGAGUUUUUCUCCAAACUUGUGACACGGAUAGAGAAAUUUGACGACUAUACGCAUCAGGACCCAGUCGUCUGGUGGGACGGUUUUACAACGGAGCUUGGGAUUCACGAGGUCCCCGAAUACUUGUUCAUCUCGGCGCUGUUCCUCAACGUCAAGGGCGGAUGCCAGCUCUGGCUCAGCCACAUGGCAACCAUCCACGGCUUCCAAGUCAACCAUCUAUACCAGAAAAUCUCCUGGGAAGAUCUGACGAGCGAAUGGAAGAAGCGGUUCAUCAUCGAAGACGCCCCGACGCUCGCCAUCAACCGCCUCUUCAGCAUGACCCAAGGCAACACACAGACAUGCGAUUGGCUCACGGAAUGGCAAAAGAUUGUGGCAACGCCCGAUCUCCAGUUGCCAUUUUUGCAUCUGCGUCGAGAGUUCUACAACCAGUCGUGUGCCGGCUUGAGUCUCUCACUCGGUGAUCGUGAGCAGUACACGACCUUUGCCGAAAUUAUCGACAAGACGCGAGAGAUCAUCAAGAAAAACCGGGCUGCUACACGCGAGAAAUCAGCACGGCAGCCAGCCUAUGUGGAGAAAGGAAAUUUUUGUCCGAGUCCGCAGCACGUCGCUGCAGUCCAACCGGACACCAUUGUGGAAGACCCAGCAGCCACCCAAGCAUCACACCUUCCACUGCCAGGAUCAAGGCAAGGAGGAUGUUCGGCCUCGCAUCAACUCGGGAAACUGAGUUGCGCGGGAGGUGAGGCGACUCCACCUCUCACUCGGCCAGAUUCGGCGGCCUUGCUAGCGGCCUCCUACACAUCUGGGGAGAAUGCGGAUGUCACAAGUCCUCGGUUCACUUAUGAGGAUUACGCUGUCCACUUGGUCCCACCGUUGGACCAGCCACUCCACGUGCAACAAUCCACCUCAUGCACAGUUUCACCACCAUCGGCAACCGAUUCGGCAACGUCGCCGCCAUCUAUCGUCGGGGAUUCGACGUCAUGGUCAAGACUUGAAGAGCUCGACCCGUUGACGUUUGCGAAUUUCCAAUGGAUGCCCGUUCCCCCGACCGGUCAAUUGCCGAAACCGCCUUGCAACGUGCUCAAGGCACAAUUGCGGGAUUACUUGCACAUUGGAGUACCAACUCCGUUGAUGGACGCCGGAGUAGAGGUUGUCGACCUUCACGACUACGUUGCGAAGAUCGACCGCGAGUUCAAGACACAACGGUACGACGGCAUCGACGCGCCAUUGUUGUACAUACGCAUUGAGAUCGGAGAGGUGACUUGCAGCGCUUUGGUCGAUUGCGGAGCUACUCGCAAUUAUAUCAGCCAAGACUUUAUGCUUUCGCCAUACGGUGCUCCCGUUCUUUUCGUCCGGAAGAAGAACAAGGAUUUGCGAUUGUGCAUCGAUUAUCGCAAGCUCAACGCGCAAACCGUCAAGAACUUUGGCCCUCUUUCGAGCAUCGACGACCUCCUCGAACGGUUGGGCAGCGCCAAGUUCUUCUCCAAGCUUGACCUCAAAUCGGGAUAUCACCAACUCGAGAUCCGGCAAGAGGACCGCUACAAGACCGCGUUUAUGACGCGAUAUGGACAUUUCGAAUGGUUGGUUAUGCCUUUUGGUCUUACGAAUGCCCCGACCACAUUCCAAGCGGCUAUGACAACGGAGUUCCAACACAUGCUGGAUAGAUUCUCUCUCAUCGACCUGGACGACAUCUUGGUGUACAGCCGGAGUUUGGACGAGCAUGUGGAGCACCUUCGCAUCGUUUUGGAGCGGCUACGACAAGCCAAGUACAAAGCCAACCGCGAUAAAUGCGAAUUCACACGGCAAGAGCUAGAGUACUUGGGACAUUAUGUGAUGCCUCAAGGCAUCCGCCCGCUUGUGAACAAGAUGGAGGUCGUCUUCGUAUGGCCCGAGCCCACCAACACCAAGAUGAAACCAAGCACUAAGCCAAGAGAAGAAAGACGGAUACGUAGAGCCCGUGCUCUAGCAGCAGGACUACAGGAAGCAAACAGAGCAACAAGAGAGCAGGCAACAGCAGCCAGAGCAGCAGCGAUGGCUAACGGCGCAAGCUCUGCUGCGUCAUCGUCUGCGUCCUCGUCAGGGACUAAUGGGGGCCAGUUGGGAAUCCCAACGAGUUCCACAAGUUCCUCGGGCAGUUCCGGUUCCACAGGUUCUAGACAGUCUUCUAGUCAAAUGGCGGGCGCGAAGUUCAGCUCGUUGACCCCGCGUGAGAGGGAGCUCAGAGAGAUCCAGCAGGUCGAGAGGCUCCGCCGUAAGUUAGAGCAGGACCUGAAAGAUGCUACCGAUAGAGAAAAUGCGAUGAAGAGUAGGGUAGCCAGACUUGAAACUCUAGAGGCUGACAAAGCUGAGUUGGAGGGCUUAGAUGAUUCAGGAAUGAAUGAGCCCAUGAAAGUGUUGAGGAAGAACAUGCUGUCACUGCAUGCGCACGUGGGCAGCAAGUUGGACUUCAUGCAGAGCACUUUGGACCAGAUCCUGGACGCGUUGACUAGGCCAGGAUCCAGGCCACCAACACAAUCGUCGUUGCCGUUAUCGGCAAUGUCAGGCCCCUUUCCAGUUCAAGCUGAUGUAUCUGAAGCCUUAGAGGACUUGGAGAGUGAGUGGUCAAACAAGGCUUCUCGCAAGUCUUGGGUGGCGCUGAGGAAAGGUCCUAGAGGGGAACAUUUCGUGGUGGAAGUCGAUGUAGGAGGCCGCAAAUGUGGUGUCUUCAUAGACAUAGGCUCCACGCGUAAUUACAUAAGUCGCGAUUGUUUGGAAAGGCUGCACCUACAGGACCGGGUACGGCACCUUAGUAGACCUGUAGCAUCUACUUUGACGAACAAGGAGCGCAUGAUUGUAACGGACUACAUCAAAGACAUAGUCUGUACCUUCUCCUAUGGAGGAGGAGAGCUUAACCAUAAGAUCUCGUUCUUGGUUAGCGACGACUUACCAUUUGACAUGUUGUUAGGCAUGUACUACCUCGAAGUUGCUGAGACCCAGUUUGACUGGGAUAAGAAGGUGCUCAAACAUAAGUUGCCAGAUGGCCGAACUGUCAAAUUGACUGAGUUCAAGGCCAGCAGUAUUGUAGAUACCUAUGGCUACUUGUGUGCAUCAGCGUUCUACAAUUACUACAAGCAAAACCAAGAGGAGGGUAUGUACCUUGUUUAUGUCUUUGAAAAAGGGGAGGCCGUUAAAACACCCCCAGAGACAGAACGCGUCGUUGCUAAGUUCCCUCAUCUGUUCGAGGAGCCCACAGGAGUUGUUGAAAGGGAAGUCGUCCACGCUAUAGAAAUCAUUCCAGGGAGUAAGACCCCAAAGGGAAGGAUCUAUAGGAUGGCCCCCGCUGAGUUAGAUGAACUUCGGCGACAGCUUAAGGAGCUGAUAGAGAAGGGUUGGAUUCGGCCUAGUACUUCCCCUUACGGAUCACCCGUUUUAUUCGUACCGAAGAAGGGGGGUACUUCGAGGAUGUGCAUUGACUAUAGAGGCCUCAAUGCCAUCACUGUGAAGAAGGCAGAGCCUCUACCUCGCAUAGACGACCUAUUCGAUAGGGUGCAGGGAUGCAAGUACUAUAGUAAGAUAGACUUGAAAUCCGGAUAUCACCAGAUCGCAAUAAGACCUGAGGACCAACACAAGACAGCUUUUCAGACGCGUUAUGGUCUGUAUGAGUUUGUAGUGAUGCCCUUUGGUCUUUGUAAUGCGUCGGGUACGUUCCAGCACGCUAUGAAUCGGAUCUUUCAUGACCAUUUAGAUAAGUUUGUCGUGGUCUACAUAGACAACAUUCUGAUCUUUAGUAAGUCUGCCGAGGAGCAUGCACAACAUGUUGAAAAAGUACUCUCACUCUUGCGACAGCACAAGUAUAAGGUCAACUUAGAGAAGUGCGAAUUUGGCCGCACUAAGAUACUAUACUUGGGUCAUGAAGUAUCUGCGCAGGGAAUUAGGCCGGAAGAUGCGAAAGUGGCUAGUAUUCGAGACUGGCCACGACCACAGAUAGUCACUGAGGUCAGGUCAUUCUUAGGAAUGUGCGGCUACUAUAGAAACUUCGUUAAGAACUAUUCUACAGUCGCCUCUCCUUUGACUGAUCUAACUCGACUUGACACACCGUGGGACUGGAGUGAUGAGUGCGAGGGUGCUUUCAAGAGAUUGAAGCAUGCACUCAUGAAUCAUGAAGUUCUCAUGGUUCCCGAUCCACAGAAGCCAUUCAUAGUGACCACUUACGCAAGCCAAUACGGCAUUGGCGCAAUGCUGGCUCAGCAGGAUGGGAAAAAGUUCAGACCGAUUGAGUACAUGAGAAAGAAGAUGCCAUUGAAGAAGUUGGCCAAGUCCACCUACGAAAGGGAACUCUAUGCUCUCUACAAGGCACUUGUCCAUUGGAGACACUUCCUUUUGGGAAAGGUUCUUCUAUCUGAGUUUGUGAUGGACAUCAUCCGCAAACUUCAGGCAAAAGACAAGGCCACAGAAAGUGAGUUUGUGAUGGUGGACGGGCUAAUCUAUCUUGAUAAGGCCGGGAUAAAGAGAUUGGUAGUUCCAUCUAGUGAACAGUUGCAAAGUUUAUUUUUAGGCGAAUGUCAUGACGCAACUGGGCACUUUGGCUAUAAGAAGAUGAGUGCUAACUUAGUACAACGAUUUUGGUGGCCCAGAAUGCUAGAUGACGCAAAGAAGUAUGUUGAGACCUGUCAGGUCUGUCAGCGGGACAAGCCGCGAACUCAAGCACCGCUUGGGUUGUUGAAGCCUUUACCUAUUCCUGAUGGUCCAAGAUUGAGUGUUUCCAUGGAUUUCAUGGACACCCUAGUGACCAGCAAGAGUGGAGAUCGAUGCUGCCCCCAACCAUGGAUGGACAAGUCGACAUCGACGACAUUGUGGAUCACAGGGAUAUGCCUGUUCCGAAGCCGCUGGGUCGAGGAAGACCUCCUAAACCCAAGAGGGAGUACCGGAUCAGAUUCAGGCAUUACGGGUCCAAAAGAAGAUCGGUGGUUUACCCAGGAGGAACUGAUGGAAACAGCUCCUGAGGUGGUGGCAGAUUAUGAACGGAAGCUAAAAGGGAAGGCACCUGCGAAGAGACCGGGAAGGUUGAGACCACAUUCAGCGGGCACUUGGAUUACCUCCACUGUUUGGCAGCUAGACCAACUCAGAACCAGAUUGUCACAGGGUCAGAAGAUGGGACUGCUCGUGUUUGGGGUGGGGGCAGCAGCCACACCGAGCUCAGAGCCUCGUGAGAGCAUCCCCAAAUUUGAAGGGCUCCCGAUCUUCUGUGAUGCAUCGAAGACGGAGCCUAUGCCGUGGUGGCACCAAUUCGAAUUAAAGCUGGACAUCCACCAUGUCGUCCACACAAACCGGCAUGCAUACUUGUACUCCCGGUCAGGAGGUGCGAGCCAGGCAUGGUUGGACAACAUGUUGUCCGCACAUGCAUGUACAGUCUCCGAGUUACACAAGUUCAUCACCUGGGCCGAUCUCACGGCGGCAUGGAAGAAGCGUUUCCAAGUGGAACCGCCCGAGCAUCAGGCGAUGGACAAGCUGCUGACAUUCUCACAGAACAGCGUGCCAAGUGGAGGCUGGAUAUCUGAGUUCCAACGUCUGGCAAGCACGCCCAAGCUGCCGCUGAACUUCGACGGCAUAAAGCUUUACUUCAUCAAGACAUCGUUCCCAACGUAGCAAAAUGCGUUAACUCGGGUCGCUGAGAACCUCAACACAAG
This is a messenger RNA of Chara braunii, 13133 nucleotides long. Lineage: Eukaryota; Viridiplantae; Streptophyta; Charophyceae; Charales; Characeae. The record is from the annotation of a GenBank genome assembly.